GAUACUGGUCGGCAAACAAAGAAUAAAUCUGGAAAAUUGGUCGGCGGUGAUAGAUACUGCGUAUAAAUCAGUGGUGCUUCCUAUGAAGCUUGCAAAAGAUAUCAACGGGUUACUCGGCCAAACGGGCACCAUCGAUGCUUUUUCAACUAUGGAUUGUGAAAGAGACGAAGGUUGGCCUGAAAUCACAUUUGUUUUGGGAGUCAAGCCGUUUGUUCUCAAGCAUGAUCAGUAUUUGGCUAAGUUUAUUCAAAAUGGGAUGGAGUGCUGCGUAAGCAUAUUUUCAACUGUACUCCCAAUUGAAUCCCAAUCUAUUAUACUCGGACUAGCGUUUAUUUCAAAAUUUGACACCGUGUUUGACUUGGAAUCAAUGGAGGUUGGCUUUGCAGUACCGGAGAU
Molecule: messenger RNA, 396 nt
Organism: Opisthorchis viverrini
Lineage: Eukaryota; Metazoa; Platyhelminthes; Trematoda; Opisthorchiida; Opisthorchiidae
Exons: 2
Source: RefSeq, a predicted model, not a curated record